GCCCCGCCCCCGCGCUGCGCCCUCGUCUCGCUUCUGCCUCGCGCGCGCCGGACGCCGCUGAGCCGCCCCUCGCCGCCCUUCUCGCCGCCGCUGCCAUGCCGGGCCUGCUGCUGGGCGACGAGGCGCCCAACUUCCACGCCGACACCACCCACGGGCCCCUCCGCUUCCACGACUUCCUGGGAAACUCGUGAGUAGCACCACGGCUGGCUAAGCGCAGCCGCCGCCGCGCAAGGGCUGCGCUCCCGAGGCUGGCGCUGCGCAGCUGCCCGCUCUCUCCUCCUGGGCGAGGGGGCUCCGCUUUCGGGGCCGAGGAGACGACGCCGCGGGGCCCUGCAGCUCCAGCACGUGGCUGCCGCUCCCGCCCCAAACAAGCCUGGGCGCAGAGCGGCGCUUCUCCGCACCCUCCGACUACACUUCCCGGGAGUCUUGGGGCGGGGAGCCGCGCACUUGAAGGUGUUUUCAUGACCCCUUUUUGCAACCCGCCGCCUUGGGGGAAGGACCCCGGCAGCGGGAGGCUGGCGAGGAAGACAAGGCUGCUCCCGCUGCUGUCUCUCUGCCUCCCCCCACCCCGAUCGCCGCCUUGGGAAGAGCCCAAUGCCUUAAGCUGCUUCUGUUACUCUCUUGCGUUUUUCUGAACGCAUUCCGACUUGACUAGUAUGCUGCAUUGAAAGAAUGAAUAUCCUAACAGGUGGGGUGCAAAUAGUUGUAGUAAGUAAACGAAUAUAUACAAUUCCGUAUAAAGUGAAGGAAGUGUAGGGCAACAUGUGAAGCCAACCUUUGGCUUCGUGCGGGGGCUCUGAAGGAAGGGCUUGCUCAUUCCUGUAGCUUUUUGCUACUUUGUUGUUUAUUCGUUUAGUCGUGUCCGCCUCUUCGUGACCCCCUGGACCAGAGCACGCCAGGCACUCCUGUCUUCCACUGCCUCCCUCAUCCUGGUAGCUUCGAGAACACUGUCCCACCAUCUCGUCCUCGGUCUUCCCCUUCUCCUUGUGCCCGCCAUCUUUCCCAACAUCAGGGUCUUUCCCAGGGAGUCUUCUCUUCUCAUGAGGUGGCCAAAGUCUUGGAGCCUCAGCUUCACAAUCUGUCCUUCCAGUGAGCACUCAGGGCUGAUUUCCUUCAGAAUAGAUCGGUUUGAUCUUCUUGCAGUCCAUGGGACUCUAUUCAAAAGCAUCAAUUCUUCGGCAAUCAGCCUUCUUUAUGGUUUUUUGCUACUACACUGCACUAAACUAAGCCAGGGUUUGGCUUGGUGUGUCCUCCAAUCCAGGACUCAUAGUUAACUGUUCUUUGAGACCUUUGGCAUUGGUAAGUCGUAUUCCUUUCACAGUGCCUCCAUGCCCAAUAAUUGUAAGAAGUGAGAUUCCAGUGUUGUAUUUGAAAUGCAGUACAUGAGUGGCAUUUCAAAAAUGUAACCCAUCAAUGGUAUGUUAAGCACUGUAAUACAAUCCUGUGGCAUAGUGAUAGAGCACACUAUUUGGUCUUAAAUAUGCUAAAUAGUCCUUAGGAUUCCGUGAAGUGCUUAUGAUUUGGGCAGGUUUCCAUCUUCAAGAAUAUUUUUUCAAACUCCUUGUUCACUUUAAACUUGAUAGGUUAGGCAAGAGAAAUUAUGCAGUGGUCUUUAAAAAUUCAGGGAAUACAUUCAAAUAGUAUCUAUAAUACAAAAAAAGCACAAAAAGUUUACAUACACAUGCCAUAUUUCAAAUAGCAGCAAUAGGCUUCUUCCUCAUAAUUGAUAUAAAAAUAUGCUGCACUCAGUAUUAUCUCUUUAGUUCAAAUGUGUUAUUCUUAUUUAGUUGUACUAGAGCACACAGUGACUUUGUGAGUACCCCCACACACACUGCUAAAAGCAAGCUUGAGAACAUUGUGUGCUGGAGCUUUUUCAUGUGGGCAGCAAACAACAGAAACAGCUAUUUUAAAAGAUGCAGAAAUAUGAAUGUUUCUAAAUUCAUGUUUAACUUGUAUAUCUUAAAUUGCAUUACUAACUGACUCAGUAAAUAUUUGCUUUCUUUAUAGUUGAGGAAUGACACUGCAGUUCCAGAGUUUAAACAAUAAAAUUCAUCUCCAAUGCAGUGUUCUAACACGCAGUUGCGAUAGUCAGGAGACCAAAGGGUACAUUUAUGGUGCCUGACGCCACUUAUUGAGGCUGAGUGUAAUGUUUGACUAGAGAAUGAACCUUUGCAACAGGAAGGUGUUGGCCAAGAUGGCCUGGCAGAAGAUGUUACUUGGCUACAGGGCAAAUAAAAUGCUUACUGUAUCCACUGAAAUCUAGAGAAGCGUUAUGAAUGGGCUGCAUAAUUCACUUUUUAAUUUGGCUGUUGUAUGGUCUGCAGUAAUUCUAAACCACCUGUCAGGGCAAUAUUGUUGUAAAAUGCAUGUUGAAACCAAACCUGAUAUUUCAGGGUUCCAAAGUACACCUAACCGACUCUGAGAGCUUCCUCUGCUUCUAGGAUAACAGGAAGGUGCUUCUCUUCUCCCAUGGCUAAGGCCUACGUGUUAGACUUACUGACGCUUCCUUAAGCAACUUUCUCAGUUCUUUCCCCUCACCACCAGUUCUCAGGGCAGCCAUCAUAAAGGGAAGACAUCAUUGGAGUAACAUGCUUUCUUGCAAAAGGAAGCAGAACUUAUCCAAAUAUUAAGACACCAACUGUGGAAUGUCUCAUGCAGCCAAGUGAUCAAAGUUGCUUUUUAGUGUUCCUAGGCUUUGUUUUUAAAAAAGAAAGUAGGGGGCAGAAUCUGGGAAGACAUGAAAAUCCUUAAUUACUGGUUAUCCCAUUCUGUUAAUGGAACCUUGACAAAUUACCAUCUGCUGAAUAAGCUUAAUAUCUGCUAGAAGUGGGACAGAAAUCCUAGUUAGACACAAUUUCAGUAGCUCUGAGACUUCUCCAAAACACCUUCUGAGUGGUCACUCCUUUUGAGUUAUAUAUCUAUGUGGUAUGCAUGCAUUUAUUUCCUCUUAGAAUUCUGAGGCAUAUUGUCUAAAAAGUGUGUGCCUCCUGGAGGAGUAGGGUGUAGAGUAGGGUAUAUAUUUCACGACACUCGGUGACUUUAAUAUCACCUUAAUGUAGCAAAGGGGGAAGCAGUUUACAGUGAGGUUUGCACCCAUAGCAGUAAUGUGCUAAGCUGCCUAAAAUGACAAUGCCAGUACUUAUUCAGAUUGUUUGUACUAUACAAUUUGUACUAUACAAAAGCACUGCUGACUCAGGAUACCUUAUCAAACAGGAGCUGUCAUUUUAAUCAAAUAAUGUUGGCAGGCUGUGUACUAUUGUGGAAAGCUAUGGUGCAUGAGGCUCCCUGAAAGACUUACAAAGGCAGGGAGACCAGUUCUGAGGGGUGGAGGUAGUAUUAGCCGUCAGUGGAGUGUCAACUGUGUGAUGCUUCAGUUAAGAAGGUCAUGGAGUCAUGGAGACUGAAAACUCCAGUGAAGAAUGAAACUCUUGCUGCUGCUGAAGGGAAUGGAUGUCAAAGUAAAUAUAACAAAAAGUAGGGAGUCUAAAAAGGAAAUUGGCUUAGUUUUAACUAACAGGAAAAAGAAACUUGAAUUGUUCAGUCUGAUUAGGAGGUCUUAAGUAAGUUUUGCAAUACUUGAUUUCAGUGUUACCCUACCCAUCAAGACAAUGCCAUGUUGUUUUUCUUUCAGAUGGGGCAUCCUGUUCUCUCAUCCACGAGAUUUUACACCCGUGUGUACAACAGAGCUUGGCAGAGCAGCAAAGCUGGCACCAGAGUUUGCAAAGCGUAACAUUAAAAUGAUAGCCCUCUCUAUUGAUGAUGUCAAAGACCAUCUCUGUUGGAGCAAGGUAUUAUGGAGAUAAAUAGCAGCAUAAAUCAACUGAAGAAGUGUAGGACUUGCAGGCUUGGCUCACACAUGGACUUACACACCCCACCCUCCCAUCCUUCUCUGAGAAGAAGAGAAGCUUCUGCCACUGGUGGAGGAAGAGGCGUGCGGGGAGAGCGCACCGCCCCUGGCAGCGCGAUCCUGGCGGGGAGCCAUCAAGGCUGCCCCACCCGCGCUGGGCACCACACCCCUACGGACGGCGUGCCACGCCCCUGGGACACGCACCAGCCCUGCCCCCACCUGCUCUCUGCCCCCCAGAGCCGGAGCACGAAGCUCCACCACUGGUUUCUGCAUCAGUUUAACCAGAGUUUAGCAUUACAACUGAAUCCUAAAUGGUGGUUGAACCAAACUAUUGCCUUUUGAAACAAACCAGGUUCAUAAACCAUGAUUUGAAAUUGGUUUGUUUCCACUAAUUGUAAUUAAGAAUAACUGCAGUUCGUUUCUGUUUGGAUGUUGUGACAAGCUGCAGUUAAUGCAUGUCGAAAGUAAAAGCUCCCAAAAUCCUGGCAGAUGUGCCAGAGUGUAUUGCUAAAUGUAGAGGCAAUGUUGUAUCAAAAGUAUAUCCCACACUAAAGCUGUUAUAUGCUGCUAUACUAAUAACUUUGCUGAUCUGACACGUGGGCUAUUCUGUGACAAUAAUAGUGAUGUUCCUUGUAUAAUAUGGUUCCGAAACAAGAACUAUCAGAUAGACAGUAGCUUCAUAAAACUCAAGACUAGCACCAAGUUGAUCCCUUUACAUUGAUAACUUGCAGUCCCUGAACCCUGAUCUUUAUAAAAUGGAUUAAGAUUAGUCUUCUUAGUGAUGCUGAUGCAUGCUAGAGCUCCACAAGGCAGAACACUGGCAUCUAGGCUCUAAAGUGGACACAGAACCUCAGAUUAAAUCUGCACUGUGUUCCAAAACUGGGCGCCAUGAUUAGGAGCAGGGGGCUAUGAAGUAAGUAGUGGAUGUGUUGGAAAUCUGCAGCUAAUGUCCCUGUUUGAGCAUGUAACUGAAAUAAUUUGCAUUACAUUUUCAUGAGUAGGGUGAAUGAAUUUUUUGUUUAGUAAUCUAUGAAUACUAUUCUAUAGUAUAAAUUGUUGCUGUUCUGUUCAAAACCAGUCUUUAUACUAUAUUUGGACUUUACUGUGGAAUUGAAAACAAUUAACAAUGGGUUUGUUUUGAAUUUUUUUUGCAUAUUGCUUCUUGUUAAAAAAAAACUUUCGGCUUAAAUUGACUUUGAGGAAUUAACUGCCCUUUUACUUAGAAGGAUCUAUCUGCCUCAGUUUGGGAUGUGUAAAAUGAUUAAAGUCUAGUCACAAAUAUACCAGGAAGUGUCCCUUGCCAAGUUGUCCAAUAUGUUCUUUUAAAAUGCGGUGCCAACUAGCUGGUAUUGCCACCCUGUAAAACCAGUCAGUUGUCUGAGAGCACAAGGGAAAGGCUGUUGUGAAGCCAUAUUAUGUGGUGGAGAGAGUUAUUUCAGGACAGAAUUCUUUGUUAUGCAAAGAUGUUCUCCUUUCCAUGCUCUGCUUGACACUUUCUCUACUUAAUGAAGUACAUAUAAAGCAAAUGCAAAAUAAGAUUGUAUAAACUUGAGAAUAUAUUUUAUUAGAAAUAUAUGGAACUGUUCUAUUUUGUUUUGGAUCCAGGGUAGUAAUAACAAAUUGAAUAUUGCAGUUAUAUUUAAAAUGGAAGUGUGCCAUUUCACUAGUUGUCAAAGGUGAAAACUAAUUCUGGUCUGUUAAAAAGAAAUCAUAGCAGUAUCAUGACUCCUUUAUUAGGUUCAACUUAAAAGCCAAAGUAGUGAGGAAGUAUUUGAAAGCUUAUUUGUGACUAGUUGGUCCUAUUAAAACAAAAAGCAAUGUUUCUCUAGAGAGUAUGGACAUCUGGUGGUUGAAUAAUAGGAUAUAAGGAGAAAAAUAAAAGUUAUGUCACAUUUUAUGAACAAAGGUUGCCUGUCUUCAGAAGAUAUUGUAGCUAGGUGAAUAGUAGCAUUUGUGUUGAGACUUCAGUUGAACAUCAAGAUGCCAUCUGUGUUGACUGAAAAACUUUUUAAUGUUCUGCUGAGGAAAAAAUGCAUAUAUAUUAGUUUUGCGUAGAAUUAAGUUUCAAAGAAAAGUUAACACUUGGAAAUGAAGCCUUUGAUUUCAUUUGCACUCCAUGCUGACUUCAAGACUGACUCUAGAUUGACUGCAAGAUUCUCUAGUCUAGAACAUAUCACUUAAGUUCACUUGCAGAUCACUAAUGUGUCCUGGGAACUUGCAGGACACCUCAAAGGAGUUACUCAAAUCAAAGGUUCUUCUUUUGGUGUGUGUCUUAAAUCUUCCACCUUAAGCUUUAUGCAUAAGGUUCAGGCAAAUGGGGGAAAGCAGUAUUAGAUUAUUCUAAAUAAUAUAUAGUAUGUUACACUUUUAGGCCUCCUGUUGAUGAUGAUGUUUAAACUGCUUAGUCACUUCUUUGUCAUAUCUUUGCCAAUAAUUUCUUUGUCAUAACUUUGCUACUGCCUUCUCUGCCAGUUCCCUCCACUCUUUAUGUGUGACUUGCUUUAUGGCUAGUUCCUUAGUGCAACUGCACUCAGCUUGUUGCCUUUGUCCCAUGCAGCCUGUGAGUCAGCCUGCACUUGAGAGGAGGCUUAUAGAAUCUUACUUGUAUAAUAUCUGAAAAAAAAGUUUUAACAGUUUCUGCACCACUACAGUUUCUGUAGUGGUAAACAUGCUGCUAUCGCCAAAGCCCUCUAGAAUACUUCUUACAAACAGAUUGAUCAUUAGCAACUUGCUGUCAAGUACUUACUGUUGGGCUGAAUGAGAUUGGUAAUCAUGAUUAUCUGUGACUCUAGUUGUAGUUUACAAUGUCACUUACCUAAAGGAGUCCCCAUUUUUUUGUUGACGGAGUCUUGCACACCUGCAUCAACAAUGAAAUAUUUUAGCCCUGUCCUCAAACAGGCGGACAACAUGUGCUUUGCUUGAGUGACAUACCUAAUUUCUAAGUUACCAUGUGUAGGGUUAGGCUGAACGUGUCAUAUAAUUCCAUGGAACUUACAUGUAAGGCCUAGUUCUCACUGAGAUGGUAAGCCUGGGCUUGGGCUGUAGACCACUUCAGAUUUCAGGGACAGCUUCACUUGACUGAGGCUUCAAUCCUAUACAGGCUUAAAACCUGGCAAAAAGUGCAAUUAAACUGAAUGGAACCAAACAGAUGUGCAUAGGUUUGAAUGUGGAUUUCUCUGUAAAGAAAAUGCUGUCUAAACACAGAAGACUAGUUUGUUGGCAAGAAGCCUUGAACCCCUCUUCCUGGAUUGCUUUUUAAAGAUACCGCUGUAUACCAGGAAUACGAGUCAUGUGAAUACCACUUGUCGUCUUUCCUAUGUUCUUUUGUACCAGUGACACAACACUAACAAUUUUCUCCCCUGUAGGACAUCAAUGCCUACAAUGGAGACGAGGCCAAAGAGCAGCUCCCCUUUCCCAUAAUUGCUGACUCAAAACGGGAGCUUGCAGUCCAGCUGGGCAUGCUAGACCCAGAUGAGAGAGACAAGGAUGGUAUUCCUCUGACUGCCCGUGUGGUAAGUAUUGAGGGCCUCUAACACUGCAGGCUGCAAUUAGCUUUUCAUUCUUUGUUUUAUGGGAUGAACAAACUUUUAGCCUCCAAGGGCCACGUGUGGUGAUGGGUGGGUGCUUAGGAUCAGGCUAGUGACCCAUCUAGUCCAGGAUCCUGUUCUUGCAGUGGCCAACCAGAGCCUGCAGGAAGGCUGGAAGCGAGACCUGAAUGCAACAGCCCUCUCUCCUUGGGGGCCAGAAGCCAGUUGAUGUGGCAGUGCCUUGGGCUGUUAUUCAAACACAUGCCCAUGCACAUACACACUCAUAUUCAUUCUCAUUAAUUCACACUUUCUCACACCAACAGCUGGAAACCAGGGAUAGACGAUAUUUUGGGACAGCAAAACUGAUUGGAUUUGGAACACUGGAGAAUGAUUGAAUCCCCAAUGUUCCCAUCUGGAAAAAAAUGUUGGUGGGGUCAUAGCCACACUAUUUUCUGCUUUUUUAGAAUUGACAGUCAUUUUGUGACUCACACUCACCAAAGUACUUUCUCUAAAUUCCAAAGUUACCAAAAAAGAUGGGUGAUUCUAGGGUAGUAUUAUUCCUGUCUUUUAGAUCAGUUACCUUGUGGGGAGAAGCUGCUAACCUUCAGAGAUAUUCAAAAUUCUUUUGAAAUCUUCCCAGUUUUACCAGAAAAUAAAUUUUAUCACUUUUGCCUGUUUAGGACUACAAAUUCAGGGCAGAAAUAUUACAGUCAGAUCAUUGUAUGCCAGAAGUCAGAUGAGAACACUUCCUGUAAAGUAGACCUUUCUACUACAGACAACUAUAGUUCCAAAAUAUUUUUGAAAAGGAGUGAAUGUGAGGGAUGAGUUGUAAAAGAAUAGCUCAUCUGGCAUGAUUUUCAGGUUCUCAUUCUGUGGCUUUGCUUUUAUAGGUAUUCGUCUUUGGCCCGGACAAGAAGCUCAAACUCUCUAUCCUCUACCCAGCAACCACUGGCAGAAACUUUGAUGAGAUUCUAAGAGUGGUUGAUUCCCUACAGCUAACAGCUGCUAAGAAGGUUGCUACCCCAGUUGAUUGGAAGGUAACUAUACUUUGUUAACAUUAAAUUCUGAAGUUUCCUCACACUGUCAGAUAGCAGUACCCUGCUACAUAUGUGAGUCUAAAUUCAGCUUCUGUCUUCUGGGAAGGGGAAGUUGCAUCCAGUUCAAUUAGGAUAAACUAACUAGGGAACAGCGCAGUAAGCGUGAAUAUGUUGUUACUUUUAUUCAGUUAGCUAGAGCAACUUACCCCGGGAGUCCCAGUGAUACCAUUAUUAUUGACCUAAAUAAUUUGCUGAAGGAGGGCCACUUACCCCUUUUGGUUUCUGAAAAUAUCAGUAGAUAUGCCUCUGAAAGCUUCAAUUGAGUCACCAAGGCAUUGUCUUUAGGGACCAGAUAGUGGGACUUUUGAACCUUGCUGCUCUGUUUCCCCUUCUGGCUCUUGAUCCAUAUUCCACUAUCCCCGUGGCUGUAAAUUACAGUUCCUGAUUUACAGUGUCAGCAUAAGCUGUUCAAAUGAACAGUUUGAUAACUAAACUGACCAAUUUCCAACUGUGGGUUCUGGGACUAUAUAGAUUUUAUUGUACAUUAUGAAAGUGUGGUAUUGAACAUUAUUUACAGCACAAUCUUAUGCAGGUUUACUAGGUAAGCGUGCCUAGGAAUGCAGCUUGGUUUAUUCACUACAUUUAUAUACUUCCUUUCUACCAUGGCAUUAAAGGUGGUUCACAUAGUUUAGAUUGUACACUGCCUUUAGUGGCUUCACAGAAAGACAGUAUAUAAUGCAGUACAAAAAUGAAAGAACGAUGAAACUGUCUCUGGCCAUUGGCGUAUGGUCUUUUGCCUUCCCUUAGGGCACACAGAUACUUAAAUAACAUCCUUUUAAAAGACCAACUUUGCCUUGAACUGAUGAUGUGUGUGAGAGAUUUUCAUUGCUUGACUGAAACUGGCUCCUGCAUUUGUGCAAUCUUAUACAGCAGGCAUUUAUAUGUAGUACCAUAUUGGCCCGAAUAUAAGCUACACUUUCCCCCCAAAUCCCAAUCCAGAAAAGUUAAAGUGCGGCUUAUAUUCACAACCUUAUGAUAUUGCUGCUGGAACAGCUGCCCAGGAAGUCUAUCUGGGGUGUGGGACAACAGCGCGCCACCCACCUGCAACUCCCAAGCCGGUUUGGGGAGGCAGUGUUGGGGGCAGUAGUGUCAGGAGGUGGGCAUGCAGCACAGUCGGAACUGGCGCGCGCCCACCCCCCACCCCCCGUUCUGGGUGGCAGAGCCAGGAGGUGGGCCGCACCCACAAAUAAGCCUUGAAUUUUAAAGGUCAUGCUUAUUUGUGGGUGCGUCUUAUAUUCGGGCCACUAUGGUAUGUAGGGUUUGUCUGUUUGCAUCUUACAUAUGCAUUGGGGAAUAUCCAUGUGGGAAACUGAAUAUAUACUCCAACUUCAGUGAAAGCUUCUAUGUAAGAGGAUCGGUGUGUUUUUCACAAAUGCAAUAAGCUUCAACAGACUGAAGGUUCUGGUCUUCACUGACAGAACUGGAGGAUCAGAGGGUCUGCAGCUCUCUUUAAGUAUGGCACUUCUUACUAAAAGUCUCCCCUCCUUCUUUCCUCAUGAGCCUGGGGACCAGGUCAUGGUGAUUCCAAGUGUACCAGAAGAAGAGGCUGACAAGCUCUUUCCAGGAGGAGUUUGCACCAAAGAACUUCCAUCAGGAAAGAAAUACCUGCGUUACACCCCUCAGCCUCAAUAGCAACUGUGAAGAGAUCGAACAAACCAGAAUGCUGAUCACAGGGGCUCUGUAGGAAAAGCUGCAUUAACUGUCUUGUGUGGAAGUAGAUUUGCCAAGUACACAAUAUUUAGCAGAGUGACUGAAUCCCAGCUAGUCAUCACGGGGUUGUUCUGUUCAGACAUGUGAUCAGUUGUCAUGGGUUUAUUUUAAAUGAAUAAUCAAUUUUCUGUUCUUUAGCCAUGUAUAAACACACUUUUCGGAUAACAGAUUAUUUCUUUGUCACUGAAAAUUUUAGUAAGUUGGCAAACAAUCUCUCGUGCUGCUAUGUGCAGAAAAUCUCAAAAUAAAACUGUUCAGCUAACCACUGUACAGGCUGUGGGGUCAAAUGAGGUAGGGUUCUUGAGCACAUUUCACUACAAAUGAUUGUGACUAGAUUGUUUGCACAGCUGAAGCUUGUUGCAGUUUUCCUGGGCCUUUAUUUCAAAUUAAUUUCUUCUACUAAUCAAAUGCCUAAUCUGGAAAGGCUUGUAUUAACCACCUAGUCUGUAUUGGUUACAUUGGAUAGAUGGCUAUACCAAAAAGACUUUCAACCUUUUUUUUUUUUUUUUUUUUUGUUCUUCUUAUUCAGGAAGUAAAACUAGCUAUUAAAAUGUGUUGUCUGCUAUCCAGUAAUUCUGUAAUAUAUAAAAUCAUGCAUUUUUGAAAUACACAUUGUGCAGCAUACAAGGUCUCUAUUCAGAUCAGCUAAUAUAAACUGGGAACCCCCCUCAAAUAAUCUGUUUAGCCAUAACUAGAAUAACAAUGCUAGAAUGGAAACAUGACUGUAGAGCAGGGGUGGCAAAACUGGCCCUCCACUAUGUUCCUGGACUCCCAUCAAUCCCAGUCAGCCUGGCCAAAGAGAACUGUAAUCCAUCAACAUUUGGAGGGCCACAGGUUAGGUUGCUAGAGGUUUCUAUAAAAUAUUGAUAAACAUGCCCCUCAUCAUAAUGGACCACAGUCAUACUCCGCCAGUUUUUUUCAUUUUGCCGGCAUCUGUUCAUGAGAAACUGAGGUUUUCAACCUUUUUGAGUCCACGGCUCCCUUGACCAACUACAUUCUGCAGCUCCCCUGUGGGGAAAAGUGCUCUGAGCCUCAGAAGCCCAGUUAUGUCACCCGUUGCCUGCAGAGCCAGCAACCCCUUGCCCCUUUUUGAAUGCCCUCCUUUGUGGAGUGUUCCCUCAGCCUCCUCUCCUUGGGAGUCCUCCAGGCAGCCGCUGCCACUGCCCUAGUCUCUGAGCCGCCCUCCCCACCCCAAAGAGAGUUGUCUCCUCACACUGCCCCACAGGGGCCUGAGAAGAGGAUGCCCCCAGCCUUAGCAGCCCAAUGGAGAAGAGCCAAAGGUGAAUAUGAGGCCGGCACUUUACUCACCUUGGGUGGCAGCAGCAGGCACCACCAGUCCUGCAUGGCACAAAGUCUACCCUUUGGCACUGAGCUCUCAGCUGCCAGGCAGGAAAUGCACAUAGCAAGCAGAAGAAAGGCCAUCAUGGUGCCUGCCUACCCUACCUCUCGCUUGUCUGCCCAUUUCCAACAGCAAAGGCUGGUGGUCUGGCUGGCCGGCCUCUCUCACCCACUUGCUUGCUUGCUUACUCAGCUCCUGGCAACCAGCACCCCCUGGCCAAGCCCCAGAGGCACCAUUCACCUGGGGAGCUUGUAGCCAGGGCUGCUGCCACAAACAGCCACACAAGCCUUUGGAAGGCAGAGGUGAGAGGGUCUCGAGGGAGGGAGGGAUGGAAAGAAAGAGGAACAGAGGCCAGUGUUGUCCACAACACACCUGACCAUCAUUCAAGGCACCCCAGGGUGCCACGACACCCUGGUAGAAAACCAUUGGAAAACAACAUCUUAAAUUUUGCAGCAAAUUUUGGGUACACGUUGCCUUGCAACACUUUUGGAGCUAGCAGCAUCACCAAGACCACUUUCCAUACCUGUUUUGGUACUGUAAAUUUAAUGAACCCCUGGGGGUUCAAGCGCCAUAUUUAGUAUUAGCAGUGCCUGUAUUUCCUAUUAGGGCCUAAAUAGCUGUGAUAUGACGCAUCUAUUAUAAGAUUUCCUGAUCUUUGAUCAGAGCAGCACUGCUGGAAGAGUGGUGUUUAAACUUUUCCCCUUCUUCAUUUUCCCUUGGUUCGCGCUAUGGCUUUUUGAAAAAAUGAAUUGUUAGAGCACCUGCUUUUUGUAAACUUCAUCUUGAAUGCAUUAUUUGGUCUUGCUUUUAGUCACUCUGACUUUUCUACCCUAUGCUGCUGGUUACCAGCAAAGAGUGCUUUCAACUCCUAAGAGCAUCUACUGCUUAAAUAUUGCAAACAGCAGUGGAAUGUAAUACAGUGGUCAAACAACCUGCUGCAGAAAGGGAAAGGCUUAUAUCAUGCCUACCUCUGCUUUAAACACUUCAGCUCUUGGAUUUUAAAAAGUGCACUGGAGCAUUUAAUGACUUUUUACAAUUUGAAAAGGGCUGCAUAAGAAGAUUAGUUGUAUGAGCAGGAACAAUGUGCUCCUGGGGCCGAGCCUUUUAAGUAUUCCCUAGCUCAGGCCUUUGCUGGUUCUCAUCAGAAAAAGUUGAAUGUGGAAGAGGAGAAGAGAACCAACAAAACUUUAUGAGACUAGGAAGUAUUUUGUAGAAAGGCAUUAAUUCUAAUAAAGUGAUCCUACAGGCUUGCUAAGAAGAAAAGUUGCAGGCAGAUUCCAAAACGCAGGGUUCGCAUUGCUCAGCUGCAUAAUUUUAUUAUGCUUAUCACAGAAGAAGAAGAAGAAGAAGAAGAAGAAGAAGAAGCCAAGACCGAGCUCAGAGCAGCUGACACCAGGUAUAAAAAGAAUUGAUUGAAAUACAACUUAAAAACAAGAUUAAAAUGCAACAUUAAAACAUC
Podarcis lilfordi (Lilford's wall lizard) is the source of this 12979-nucleotide messenger RNA. NCBI's taxonomy places the organism in Eukaryota, Metazoa, Chordata, Lepidosauria, Squamata, Lacertidae. The record is from the annotation of a GenBank genome assembly.